Messenger RNA from Asterias rubens (European starfish), 3653 nucleotides. RefSeq names its product MICAL-like protein 1. The record is from RefSeq and is a predicted model, not a curated record. Bases 350 to 3613 code for a protein of 1087 amino acids. The transcript is spliced from 12 exons. NCBI's taxonomy places the organism in Eukaryota, Metazoa, Echinodermata, Asteroidea, Forcipulatida, Asteriidae. Gene Ontology annotation, molecular function: protein binding.
UUUAUUUUAUGAUUUAAGAUUGUUUUAAAAUAACUCGUUAGCAACUCCACAGAAAUAUUUUCCUUUGAAAAUAAAUUGAAAGUUUUCUUAAUAUUAAAAAUAUUUUAAGAUUGGAUUAAUCUCCAAUAAAUUUUGUGUUAAAAGAACCACCACAACGCAAACACUCCUACAACAGAAAAUGGACUCUUCCAAUUGGUAUUGCACUCAUGACAUCUCAUUCGUGAUAUUAAUAACAGGGCAGUCUCACGUAAGGUUGUCAGAAAAGCAAGCAUUCUUAAGGCAAGACACCAAAUACAAAAGGAUCGUUACUGACUGAAGACGCCAGUGAAGUGCCACCCUAACCUUCAAGAUGCCCCUGACAGGGACCAAAGCCCUGUUGGUGUGGGCCCAGAGAACCACUGAAGGCUACAGGGACGUCAAGGUUGCCAAUAUGCAGAAAUCAUGGAAGGAUGGGCUGGCUUUCUGUGCCAUUUUACAUCAUUACCGCCCAGAUCUAAUAGAUUUCAAUUCCUUGUCGAAGGAGAAUGUGCGACAGAAUAAUGCAUUGGCAUUUGAUGUUGCCGAGCAGGAGCUUGGUAUUCCUGCUUUACUGGACCCUGAUGAUAUGGCAGUCAUGACUGUUCCAGAUAAACUCAGUGUCAUGACCUACGUCUCACAGUACUACAACUACUUCAAAGAUAAGAAACCAGUGAAAGACGAUGGUGGUCCUAAGACAAGAAUGCCUUCCAAGAGAGCAGCAGAGGACUCCCCUAUAAACCAGGUGGCAAGUAAGCAGCCAUCACGUGGAGAUAGUUGUGGCAUCUGUGACAAGAAGGUCUACCUCAUGGAGAGGCAGGUAGCAGAUGGGAAGAUCUACCACCGUAACUGCUUCCGUUGCAACAAAUGCAGAACAACACUGAGGCCUGGUUCGUACAAGAGCACCAGCGACCCCAAGCAGUUUGAGUGCCUGCAGCAUGGAGACAACAUAUGGAAACUGAGGUCGAACAUGUCCAGCCGUGCUGCCAAGGAGAACAAACAGCCGAGUGACAGUGGCAGCAGUGGGAUAUGGGAGACAAGAUCGGGGGUAAAACCAGCUGUGGUAAAGGAAGACCAAGGAGGUAGCAUUUGGGGGACGAGGCAAGGGGCAUCACCAGCAGCAACAAAGGAGGUUUCUAAACCAAGCCAAGGAAAUGGUAUAUCGGACACUCAACAAGGAACAAAACCAUUUCCUGUCAAGAAAGACAAAGAUGAAAGAAAUGCAGCUUCACUGUCUGAAAAGUCUACAACUCAAGGUGUACAGCCUCAAAAUCGGGUAUCUCCACCUAGUUCAGCUAUACCCAUGCAUCCACACUUGCUGGCAAGUAAAGCAUCUAGAGAAAGAUUUAACAGUCCAAUGCCUGCAUCCCAAAUGACAAAGCAGCAGCCACAAAAAGAAGAUAGUAACCCUUUUGGGUCGUCAUCAGAGACACCAAAGAAAAUAAGCCCCAAUGGUGUACAGGAUGAGGAGACAAGGCUUGGCCUGUUGGCCUCCCUUGCUGCUGUUAGAGGUAACUCAAAGCCAGGCACAGCUUCAAUAGAGGACUUGAGUGAUGCUUUGGAAGGGAACACAGGUCAGAAACUGGCCGAUGAGGGAGAUUCUCGGGAAGCCAGCCCAUCUGGAUCACGUAAGGACUUGACCACACAGGAUCAAGCUAAGAGCCAAGAUAUCAACUCAGAACCAAAUGGGCAUGACGAAGUCUUAUCUGUGACCACCAAAACAAGUGAACCAGAAUCGCCCUUUAUGGAUUCGGCUAACAGAGAUAGCAUACUGACUUCUUCUGACGUCCUAAGCCUAACAAGCUUGAGUUCCAUUAGUCAAAUGGGUACUUCAGAAACAAGUAGUUUGGACACUGAACAAUUUGCCAAUGAAAUCGAAGCAGAGAAUCGAUCGUCGAUGGUGAAAAGCUCCCGAUACAGCAGUGGGGCUGAUGAAGAGGCAGUAGUAAACCUCUCUGAUUCCUUCUGUCAGGGAUUCAACAAGGACAGGGUCGAAGGCGACACUGCAAGCACCGCGUCUGCCACAGAAUCCGAUAUUGCCCCAAUACAAAUUACCGUAGAAGUGGACAAUUCCAAAGAGCCUGUGAAUGAUAGCCCAGAAAUCAGAAAGGAUUCUCCAGUACCAACAAAAGGUACUCCAGAGGCAGAGACCGGAAGCAAGAAAAAGUCAAAGUCUGGGGACUAUGAUGAGAGUCUUAAUCCAUUUGGUGAUGAUGAUGAAGGUGAAGAUGAAGAGCAACCUGAGAAGGAAGACACAGGGUACAAGAAUCCAUUUGAUGACUCUGAUUCUGAAGAAAAUGAGAAGGGGGAUUACGACAAUGAUCUGAAUCCAUUCGGGGAUGCUGAUGACGAUGAACCCACUGAAGGGGGGCCUGUCACUCAGUGGCCACCACUCCCUGCGGGUACCAAACUCCAAUCGGAGAUUCCCAGUCAACAGGGGUCAUACAAGGUCAAAACCAGACAGGACAUACUACGAGAGAUGCAGCGUGAUCGAAACACACUGAAGAAAAGCCAGAAACGUCGCGCCCCACCCAGGCCCCAGGAAAUACCAGGUAGGCCCAUGGAAAGUCCAGGGAAGACUCCACCCUCCGAAACCGCAGGAGCUGCAGGGCUAGCCAGAGCCCCGCCUAGAUCAACGAAGAGCAGACCUGCCCCUACACCACCCAAGGAGAACGGGCAACCCUCAGAGAGUAAAGUGCACCCAGACAAGCCUUCGCCGUUCCAGCCCAGAAUUUAUGAGCCCAGAGCAUAUUCUGUGGGUAGCAAACCGAUGCCCUCUCCCAGAACCAAGAAACACAUCAUUCCAGGCAAAGAGGACAAUGGCAGGAUUUCACCGAUCCCUGCACCAAGGAGAAAAAUCUCUGAAGGUGCACAAAAGGUGGAAGACGGGGAAGGACCAGUUCCAUCUCCGAGACAACGUAGAGCUACUGACGCUACUAACGACAAAACAAAAUUCAAGCCUUCACGGCCUUUGACAGCGCCUCCAAGACCCCCUAGCCGAUCGCCCACGCAGGCAUCCAAGAAGCGAGCUCCUGCACCCCCACCCAUAAAGAGAGAGGUUGGUAAAGACCACAUGGAGCCGACAGUCAUUAUGAGGGAGUUGAAGGAGAUCGAGAUCAGACAACGUGACAAAGAAGCCAAGGGUGUUUCCCUUGAGAAGAAGCUACGGGAGGAUAUGAAAGGAAGUGAGGGGCAAGACAAUGAAGAUCUACUCAUCGAGUGGUUUGCACUCGUCAAUGAGAAGAACCAACUGGUUCGACGAGAAGGAGAACUAGUUGCUCAAGCUCAAAUGCAGGACUUGGAGCUCCAGCAGGCAGAGAUUGAGUAUGAGCUUCGUUGCCUCAUGCACAAGCACGAACACCAGAAGACGGACGCGGACGUGGUGCGAGAGGAGAAACUCUUAGAGAUGCUGGUGGAGGUGGUGACCAAGAGAAGCCAGAUCGUAGAGAGGCUCGAGGAUGACAGGAAGAGGGAACAGGCGGAGGACCAAGACAUUCAGAUCAUGAUGGAGCAGAGCGUGUUUGACAGGUAUUUCAUGUUUCGAAACAAUAGAUUAAGCAGGUUUGGACAAGAAGCACAAAGAGAAGAAGAAACAUAAGAAGAAAAAAAGCAUCGGCCUUCUUGGUAAAUAAGUUUUU